Molecule: messenger RNA, 1761 nt
Organism: Pieris napi
Lineage: Eukaryota; Metazoa; Arthropoda; Insecta; Lepidoptera; Pieridae
Exons: 2
Coding region: 237-1355 (372 amino acids)
Source: RefSeq, a predicted model, not a curated record
UGUAAUGGAAUGAUAUUUCAUUAAUUUGAAUUUGACGCGUCGGAGUGACACGCGAUAAAAUGGCGGAUGACGUGUAAAUUAAUUUAGUGGAUUAUAGUGUAAAAAGAUAGAUUAAAGGAUAAAUGAACAUUAAAUGUCGUUUCUUUGUAUUUCAGAGAAACAAUUUUGUGUUUUCAUUUAGAAAAAAUCCUUGAUAAUAUUACUUAUAAAACGACAUUUUUGUUUAUUAAAAAAAGAUGGACCGGCUACAAUUUGAGUUUACAAUGAUAGCCUCAAUCGAUGGCAAAUCUAAUAUAUUGGCCAUAACUUCAAUAUUGACAGAAGAAGGAAAAUGUUAUGUUUUACCUGAUGAACUGAAGCCGGUGAUUCAUCAUAAAUAUAUAGUUAAAUUGAACACUUUUUCAAAAAUAAAAAAUAGUAUAAAGAAAAGGCACCAAAGCAGAAAGAUAUGGGUAAAAUUAGAUGAAGAUCUAAAGAAAACAUAUAUAGAUGAGGAAGGUAAUAUGCAAUUUUUAGAUCAAUAUUUAGAGGAAAUGAGCACAAAACAACCAAGAGGCAAUGAUGAUAAUUUGCAACAUAUCCUGGAAAAAUUAAUAGAAUCUACGACAAAAAAAGAAAAUCAACAUAAUUUAAAACAUGUUUCAGAGAAAUUUAUUAUUGAAAAAUUCACAAGUAAGAAUCCUAAUGCAGUGCAAUGGAUAGAGAAUUUUGAAAAAGAGUGUGAGCGUUUUAAUAUUACAAAAGAUGAAACAAAAAUAGAUAUAUUGAGAUUAUUUUUAGAAAACUCCAGUUUGGAUUGGUAUAGCUCGAUGGUAAUUAAACUAUCAGUAAAUUCUGAAUGGAAUGAAUGGAAAGACAAAUUUUUAGAAACUUUUAGGAACCAAGGGUGGGAUGUAGUCACAACUGCUUUCACAUUCAAGUAUAAAGAAGGGCUGUUAAUUGAUUAUGCUAUAAAAAAAGAACGGCUUAUACUAGACAUAAAUAAAUCGAUAGAUUCCAGAACAAUGAUAGAUCUAAUUGCAACUGGUUUACCUGGUUUUAUCUUGAAUAAGUUAAACAGGGACGAACUCAACAACACUACUGAUUUGUUCAACGAGAUAAGAAAAUAUGAAGGUAUGAUCUUCAAGAAAAACUCAACUAUAACAAAGAAUAUAUAUUCUUAUAAAAAUAAAUUUAAUGAGAAGAAGCCAUGUAAGACUUGUGAAUCCUUGGACAAAGGAAUUAGAUAUCAUCCGGAGGAGUUAUGUUGGUUCAAGAAAAAUAAAAAUGAAUCUGAAAAGGUUUUUAAAGCCAAAAAUGUAAAUAAUAAUUCGAUUAUUGAAGUAGAUAUGAAUACUGAGAAAAAAAACGAGUAAGUACACCAUUAAUCAAAAUCAAGCUUUUAUUAGAAAAUAAACUAGAAGUGAGCGGUGUUUAUGAUUCAGGCUCACAGAUCUCUUUAAUAAAUUCAAGAUUGAUUAAAGUAAAAGAAAAAAAAGACAAUGUGAAUAUAACAUAUAUGAAAACGGUUAAUGGUGUGAAGAAGACAGAUGGCUUGAUAACAAUAAAAAUAAAAAUCUUUGAUUUAGAAGAAGAGGUCGAUAUAUAUAUAGUAGAAAAUGAAGAUUUUGAGGAUUUUAUAAUCGGAUUGGAUAUGAUAAAGAAGUUCAAAUUAAUCCAAAAUGAGGACUUGCAGAUAGAACAAAGGAAAAUAGACAGGAUGUCUAAAGAUAACAGAAAUGAAGAUAAGAAUAUAAAAAUAUAUGCAAUAAAUUUCAAUGA